Molecule: messenger RNA, 2896 nt
Organism: Neomonachus schauinslandi (Hawaiian monk seal)
Lineage: Eukaryota; Metazoa; Chordata; Mammalia; Carnivora; Phocidae
Product: protein argonaute-3
Exons: 19
Coding region: 314-2896 (860 amino acids)
Biological process (GO): regulation of stem cell proliferation; regulatory ncRNA-mediated gene silencing
Molecular function (GO): protein binding; RNA binding
Source: RefSeq, a predicted model, not a curated record
GAGGUCGGCGGCGGCGCCGCAGUCGUGGAGGGGAGGUGGGAGCGUAAGCGGCCGCGGGCGACGCAAGUUCCGCACGGGGCACUCCUUUUCUCGUCUCACGCUUCUCCUUCCUCUCGCAUAGUCGCGUGCUGCCUCCCCACGGCGGCUCUUCCCGACAAGAGCUUUCGGAGUGCGGUUGCUGAGGAGAAGCCAUCGCCAGCUCGUCUUAGGGCCGAGUGAGGGUGCCUGUCGCACCGCGUCGCCCCCUGCGCUGCCUCCUUGCCCCCAGUGGUGGGCGCCCUUCUCGUUCGAAGCACUCCCCCCAGCUCCAUGAAUGGAAAUCGGCUCCGCAGGACCUGUUGGGGCCCAGCCCCUACUCAUGGUGCCCAGAAGACCUGGCUAUGGCACCAUGGGCAAACCCAUUAAAUUGCUGGCUAACUGUUUUCAAGUUGAAAUCCCAAAGAUUGAUGUCUACCUCUAUGAGGUAGAUAUUAAACCAGACAAGUGUCCUAGGAGAGUGAACAGGGAGGUGGUUGACUCAAUGGUUCAGCAUUUUAAAGUGACUAUAUUUGGGGACCGUAGACCAGUUUAUGAUGGAAAAAGAAGCCUUUACACAGCCAAUCCACUUCCUGUGGCAACUACUGGGGUAGAUUUAGAUGUUACUUUACCUGGGGAAGGUGGAAAAGAUCGACCUUUCAAGGUGUCGAUUAAAUUUGUCUCUCGGGUGAGUUGGCACCUACUACACGAAGUACUGACAGGACGGACCUUGCCUGAGCCACUGGAAUUAGACAAGCCAAUCAGCACUAAUCCUGUCCAUGCCGUUGAUGUGGUGCUACGACAUCUGCCCUCCAUGAAAUAUACGCCUGUGGGGCGUUCCUUUUUCUCAGCUCCAGAAGGAUAUGACCACCCCCUGGGAGGGGGCAGGGAAGUAUGGUUUGGAUUCCAUCAAUCUGUUCGACCUGCCAUGUGGAAAAUGAUGCUUAAUAUUGAUGUUUCUGCCACUGCCUUCUACAAAGCACAACCUGUAAUUCAGUUCAUGUGUGAAGUUCUUGACAUUCAUAAUAUUGAUGAGCAACCAAGACCUCUGACUGAUUCUCAUCGAGUAAAAUUCACCAAAGAGAUAAAAGGUCUGAAGGUUGAAGUGACUCAUUGUGGAACAAUGAGACGGAAAUACCGUGUUUGUAAUGUAACAAGAAGGCCUGCCAGUCAUCAAACCUUUCCUUUACAGUUAGAAAAUGGCCAAACUGUGGAGAGAACAGUAGCACAGUAUUUUAGAGAAAAGUAUACUCUUCAACUGAAGUACCCACAUCUUCCUUGUCUGCAAGUGGGGCAGGAACAGAAGCAUACCUACCUGCCACUAGAAGUCUGUAAUAUCGUGGCAGGGCAACGAUGUAUCAAGAAGCUAACGGACAAUCAGACUUCCACUAUGAUCAAAGCAACAGCAAGAUCUGCGCCAGAUAGACAAGAGGAAAUUAGCAGAUUGGUAAGAAGUGCAAAUUAUGAAACAGAUCCAUUUGUUCAGGAGUUUCAAUUUAAAGUUCGGGAUGAAAUGGCCCACGUAACCGGACGUGUACUUCCAGCUCCUAUGCUGCAGUAUGGAGGACGGAAUCGGACAGUAGCAACACCAAGCCAUGGAGUAUGGGACAUGCGGGGGAAGCAGUUUCACACAGGAGUGGAGAUAAAGAUGUGGGCCAUCGCUUGCUUCGCCACGCAGAGGCAGUGCAGAGAAGAGAUACUGAAGGGUUUCACGGACCAGCUGCGUAAGAUUUCUAAAGAUGCAGGGAUGCCCAUCCAGGGCCAGCCUUGCUUCUGCAAAUACGCGCAGGGGGCAGACAGCGUGGAGCCCAUGUUCCGGCAUCUCAAGAACACCUACUCUGGGCUACAGCUCAUUAUUGUCAUCCUGCCAGGAAAGACACCAGUGUAUGCGGAAGUGAAACGCGUAGGAGAUACACUUUUGGGUAUGGCCACACAGUGUGUCCAAGUCAAGAAUGUAAUAAAAACAUCCCCUCAAACUCUCUCAAACCUGUGCCUAAAGAUAAAUGUUAAACUCGGAGGGAUCAAUAAUAUUCUUGUACCUCAUCAAAGACCUUCUGUGUUCCAGCAACCAGUGAUCUUUUUGGGAGCAGACGUCACUCAUCCACCAGCUGGUGAUGGGAAGAAGCCUUCGAUUGCUGCUGUUGUAGGUAGUAUGGAUGCCCACCCAAGCAGAUACUGUGCCACAGUAAGAGUUCAGAGACCCCGACAGGAGAUCAUCCAGGACUUGGCCUCCAUGGUUCGAGAACUUCUCAUUCAGUUUUAUAAAUCAACUCGGUUCAAACCUACUCGUAUCAUCUUUUAUCGGGAUGGUGUUUCAGAAGGACAGUUUAGGCAGGUAUUGUAUUAUGAACUGCUAGCAAUUCGAGAAGCCUGCAUCAGUUUGGAGAAAGACUAUCAACCUGGAAUAACCUACAUUGUGGUUCAGAAGAGACAUCACACUCGAUUAUUUUGUGCUGACAGGACAGAAAGGGUUGGAAGAAGUGGCAAUAUCCCAGCUGGAACAACAGUUGAUACAGAUAUUACACACCCAUACGAGUUUGAUUUUUACCUCUGUAGCCAUGCUGGAAUACAGGGUACCAGCCGUCCUUCACACUAUCAUGUUUUAUGGGAUGAUAACUGCUUUACUGCAGAUGAACUUCAGCUGCUAACUUACCAGCUCUGCCACACUUAUGUGCGCUGUACACGAUCUGUUUCUAUACCUGCACCAGCGUAUUAUGCUCACCUGGUAGCAUUCAGAGCCAGAUAUCAUCUCGUGGACAAAGAACAUGACAGUGCUGAAGGAAGUCACGUUUCAGGACAGAGCAACGGACGAGAUCCACAAGCUCUUGCCAAGGCUGUACAGAUUCACCAAGAUACCUUACGCACAAUGUACUUUGCUUAA